ACCCGCUGCCACCAUUUCAGCCUGCACCGCAACACAAGCAGGCCGAUUUGAGGCGCGGUCAUGUAGUGUGGGAGUGGGUUGAGAGGGGCCAGGAGUGGGGGAAGGAAGGCGGGGGCAACUUCCUUAUCCGUUGCCGCCUAUGCCAGAAGGUUUUCAGGGGAUCCAUGUCUCGUCGAGUUGAGCAUUUCACAAAGCAGAAGACGUACUGCCCACGCCGGACCGGAGAGAUUUUGUACAAGUUGCAAAGGGUGGGGGUAGUCCUUAGAGAUGCCCUCUCGCAGCGCCUGGCUUCGGAGUAUGCGGAGAGGGUGGAGGGUGAUGUGGUUGCGGACGACUUUCGUCAUCACAUGGAGGCGGAGGGGGAUGGAGAGGCAGACCAAACACCGCUCAGGACACCCUCGCGUGCUGGAGGGGUGGAUGGUGGUGAUGCAGCAGGGGAGUCCGGACCCAUCCUCAUCCGAAUGAUCGACAUGUCUCAUCGCGACAAGACCGGCAUCAGCUUAGCGGAGAUCUGGGAGGACGUUAUACGACAUGACAUUGGCAUCAAGAAUGUCAAUGCGAUUUGCACUGACAACGCCGAGGUCAUGAAAACCGCAGCACACACGUUGCAGACACACCCAGAUCCUGCUAUGUGUGUCAUUCCCUGGAUCCCGUGUGCAGCACAUUGCCUGAGUUUGCUGCUGAGGGAUAUUGCCGCACAGCCUUUUGCGCGACAGACGAUGAGAGACGCGCAAAAGAUUGUGAAGUUUAUUUGCAACAAACAAAAAACACUUGCACUUCACAAGAUAAUGAAGAAGGCGCUGGUGCUCAGGCGACCAACGAAGACGCGUUUUGGUACAACGUACCUGAUGCUGGAGAGGCUGUACGACCAGAGGGAGGUCUUGGACACGUUAGUGUCGUCGGAGAGGUGGGCUAGGGUGCGAUGGGCCGAGGAUGCUCGAGAGUGGAUGCCUCAUGUCCGCAGGCUUUGCAGGGAUGACGGGUUUUGGAGUGGCAUGAAGAGGGUCAUGGACGUCAUGGGUUCCGUUUACGGGGACGCGGUGAUGGACAUCGUGAGGGAUAGGUGCGCGAUGAUGCGACAGCCUGCUCAUGCAGCUGCUUACCUACUGGUUCCACGACGGCGCGAUAUUUCAUUGCUUGAGGACCGCAGCAGGCGUGUUGUGCAGUCUGCGCUUGAGCACUUCGCUCGCGUUGUCGGAGGGUGGGACAACGAUGCCAUGCUUAGUCUGUGGGAGGCCCUGUGGACUUUCCACAAUGACGACCCGCGAUAUUGGUCAGAGGAUGGUCAACACUGGUGGGACUCGUUCGCUACCACCGACGCGAACAAGAUGCAUCCGUCGACGUGGUGGAGGCUUCACGGUGGUCAGCAGCCCGUUUUGCAGGGCAUUGCGCGGGCUGUGAUGGGCAUGUGGUCCACCGCCAGUCCUUGUGAGAGGAACUGGGCCACGCACGACUUCAUUCACACGAAAUUGAGAAACCCCUUGACGGCACGUAGCGUUGAGAAGCUAGUGUUUAUCCAUUGGAACUUGCAGCUCCUCAGUACGAGCAAGCGGUCGCAGAGCAGGUACGUGGACAUUUGGGCGGACCAGGUUGAGGAUGAGGAGGUCGCUUUGGACGUGGAUGACGUCAUCCCUGCAGAUGUGGCGGAGGAGGAGUACGAGGCGAUUGAGAGGAGCAACAGGAGGAAGGAGGGUCGCAAUCGAGCUGGGAAGGGCAAUGCACCACCAGUAGACUCGGAGAACGAGGAGGAGGACAUUUUUGAUGACCUCGUGUGGAUGCACCAGGGGAUUAGGAAGGACGCAGAGGCACAGAGGGGUGCUGGGAUGACUCUUCCAGAGGACCAGCACGAAUUGCUGGACGAGUGGGGUGGACAGGAUCCGCACGACGACUUCGACGCAUACAUUGGUGGGACCAUGCAGACUGUGGUGUCCAUGCGCAAGAGGGUUGGCGGUGAGGUUGAUAUGGAGGAGUUGCUGGCCCAUGAUAUGCAGGCAGAGGAGGACAUGGCAAUGCAGGAUCCGCCACGGAAGGAGGAGGUUUCAGUUUCGAUGAGUCUCACAGCAGCAAGUGCUAGUACGGCGGAGCGGACGGUGCACAGUACAGCAGACGACAGAUCGGAGUGCAGGGUGCAGCCAAGGGUUGAGCAAAAAGCGGAGCAAAGGGUGGAGCGGAGGGUUGAUGAGAGGGUGGAGCAGCGGGUGGAUCAGAGGAUGAGGGACGUGGUAGAGGUUACAGUUGACGUGACCUUGGAUCAGGCCGGGGUUGGAAGGAUGGAGGAGAGUACUCGUGGGCGGCCGGGUGAUUGCCACUCUUGCGAGAGCGUCAUCCGCGAUGUUGUGACAUGCGGGCGUACAGAGCAGAGGUUGCACACGGACGGUGCUGCUAGAGAUCGACCUGGUUUGGAUAGGAUUCGUGGAGACGGAGGCGACAGGGCACAACUUGCUGAUACGGGCAUUCCGCCAUUGCCUCCACGAGACACGUCUCCGUCUUCACAUGAUGUUCUCACACGACGCACUUUCUACGGGAUCCCGCCACUACCAUUGCGGACAACACCGCCACCAUCGACAGCGACGACGCCAGAGAUUCACUCGAGGAGGUCUACGACACCCCGCUUGGGUGCAAAGGACACCAGUCAAGGAGGUGCAGUGGAUGGGACCGCAGCAGGGGGUUCACCCGCAGUGGGUGUACGUACGAGGGCGCAUUCGUUGGGUUCAGGUGGGAGAGAGACUCGUGUCCUUGACGAUGAUCCAGAGAGUGGUGACGAUUCUUCCGGUAGUGAUUACGCAAGAGAGAGGCGUAGUGAGACGAGGGGGGAUGAUUCUGAGGAUUGUAGCGGAGGGGAGGAGGAGUAGAGAGAUGUUCCGACGUCUGACACAGUCACAGUCUUGGCGACCAUGUACAUCCUGUCGUUUUUGCAGUGCCACGCCCAGAGC
Molecule: messenger RNA, 2933 nt
Organism: Chara braunii
Lineage: Eukaryota; Viridiplantae; Streptophyta; Charophyceae; Charales; Characeae
Source: the annotation of a GenBank genome assembly